GUUGGGUUUUGAACUGAGUGAGAACAAAUUAAAAGUGUCUGAAAGAGAUCAAGAUCCUCCUGUUAAACGCUACUUGGGACCUUCGGAACCAAGACUAAGCAUAUGGGAGCGCAUGGUUAUUGCGGAAGAUGAAAGGGUGGAGGUGCAGAAACGCGAUCUGAAACUAUUAAAUGAUUGGCUGCGAGGAUUAAGAAGUCGACAUGUACGCGUCUAUAAAUAUGCGGAAAGUUCUGAAGCACGUUUGGAAGAACUUAAACGCAGACGCCAGGAAAGAAGAGACAAGUUUUUAUCAGAUUUGGCAAAGGGUCGACGCUACUUGGUUAGUGCUUUUCAUAAAGACAAUGACAGAAUGCUUAGAGAAAGCUACGCAAAAACAUCUAAACAACUUACAAAGAUGAGAACAACAGAAAGGAAAACCCCUCGGGUUUCAUUUUUAGGUCUUUCUAGUAGUAAGAUGAGAAAGCUGAUCUCAGAAGGUAAAAAAAUAGAGAAGGCAACUUGUAACAGAAACUUGCAAAAAGAACAGAAGUUGAGUUCAACUGUCUCAAAGCCUAAGAAAACAGAAAAGAUAAAUACUUUUCCUCACAGGCAGACAAAAAAGGAUACUAAAGAUACCCACAUGGGAGGAGACGAGUUUAAGAAGGAAAAGGAGGCAGAUAGUGUUAAAGAUAUUAAAAGUACACGCAAAAUUCCCGCUUUUCGAACAAAUGAAACGCGGAGUGUUAUAGGAAAAAAACGUCAUGAUGAACAAAUUCGUACAAAUGCCCUAAAGGGUAAGUCGAAGAAAACAGCAAAACAUGAAGAAGUGCUAAAAACAAAAUUUCCAGGAAACCUUGUUCCAGGUAAAGCAGACAUCCAAGGAUCAGUGGGUAUUAAACACGAUUCUAACAUUGUGAAGACAGCUAAAUCAGGUAAACCGUCACCAGAUAAAAAGGAAUUGGUGCACAGACCAGUUGAAAGGAAAUAUCAUUCUAAUGUUGCAAAAGCUGAAUACACAGUUGGGCAAAAGGAAACUAAUUUGGAAGAUAAAAGAGAUGCUGACAGAACUGUUAUAUCAUCAAGCAAAGAAGAAUGUGAAGAAAAGAAACUUAUGGAAAUGGACAAAGUACAGGACGAAACAGGCGAAAAAUGUCUCGCAAGCAAAUUAGAAAAGCAACCAAGUAGCGAAUUGUAUGAAAAUAAGUUCGCAAUUCCUAGCUCAUUUCAGGUGGCAGAAACAAAUCAAAAAGAAUUAAAUGAACUAAGUGAGCCGAUUAUGGAUUAUCCGACUCCACACGAAUCAGAUGAAGAAAGCAUUGAAAAUUUUAACUAUCCAGAACAGACCUUGAUUGAAAACAAUGUAUCAGGAAAAGAUGAGGACAGCCAAACAGCUGAUGAAAUAAGCGAGCAUGAAGUUUCUGAAGAUGUUAGUGAACACGAAUCAGCUGUAGACCUAACAGAAAGCAAAAUAACCGAAGAUAUAAGCGAGCGCAAAGCAGCUGAAGACUUUAGCAAGCACCAAAUAACUCAAAAUACCAUCAACGAUUACGGAGCUGAAAAUAUCAGCGAGCCUGAAGCAGCUGAUAACACAAGCGAAGAAGAUGAAAUGAUUGAAGAUAUAAGCGGAAAUGAAGUAUCUGAAGGCAUAAGCGAAGAUUAUAAAAAUACAGAAGGGAACGUAGUUUUGAGAACUCUUUCAGAACCAGGCAGUACUGAUGAAUCGACUGAUAAAAACCAAGCACCUAAAAGCAUAGCAAGAGAAAAUAAUGUUGAGAUGAAGCAAGUUUUAUUCAAGGAGAACAAAUCAGACGGAAAGGAGGCAUGCAUGGUUGACGAAGUAACUGAUAAUAGUCAUACAACUGAUGAAAGUACAGAAACUGGAGAAAUCAGUAAAGAUGUUAUUGAUGACAGUUAUGACGAAAGGUCUACAAAGGAAAGGAAAAAUUCCAACGGCACGAGAGAUGAUCAAACAACAAAUACUGAAGAAAAUGCUGUGAAUGUGAAAAGUGAAGAUAGUGUAGAUAACGAAAACGUUUCAGCUAGGGAAAAACCUUCUCAAGAAUAUGAGGACAAUGAGCUAUCUGAAGAAAGCAAAAAAAAAUUUUCUGACGCUACGGAAAUAAGAGAUACCAAUGGUACUGAAAAGCCUCUGAUUACUGAAACUACUACUCAACAUAGAAAAGAGCAGAUAGUUGACGCAAUAGAACCAUCACAGAAUUUCAGAAGUGAAAAGAAUAAUGUUGAAGAGGAUUAUGGAAUUGAUAAAAUAUAUUUUGAAAGUGAUAAGGGAGAACAAUUAUUUAACUCAUACGAAACGUCUAAAACUGUAGAACCAGAGUUAGCUGCAAACGAAAUACCAACCGAAAGGCAAGUUCCUAAAGAAGAUGAAAUAAAUUCUGCUGAUUCAAAUGAAAUAAUAGAAUUUAUUAGAAAGGAAGAUUUAAGUACUGUGGAAUUUUCAGCAGCCAGUGAUGAAGCACUAAAUCAAGACAGAGAUGACCAAAGUAUCGGCAGCAAUUGUCCUUAUGAUAGUAAUGAAAACGAAAAUUACAUCGAUAGGCAGGAAAAUGUACCAAUAAAAGGUGACAAUAAAAUUCAACAAUCUGAUGUACUUUCUCAGUUCUCUAGUGAUUACGGAGAUGCUGAAGAAACCUCAGUGACAGAAAGAAUUUCUCCAGAAACCAGUAAUACUGAUUUGCGUGAACUUGAACAAGAAGAAAAUGACUUUGUACAACAGAAUGCAAAAUAUAAAUUCUCUGAAGAUGAUACGCAGGAGUAG
This is a messenger RNA of Stegodyphus dumicola, 2758 nucleotides long. Its product is annotated as glutamic acid-rich protein-like. NCBI's taxonomy places the organism in Eukaryota, Metazoa, Arthropoda, Arachnida, Araneae, Eresidae. The record is from RefSeq and is a predicted model, not a curated record.